Lycium barbarum (goji berry) is the source of this 1675-nucleotide messenger RNA. RefSeq names its product sulfite exporter TauE/SafE family protein 3-like. Gene Ontology annotation, biological process: protein ubiquitination. NCBI's taxonomy places the organism in Eukaryota, Viridiplantae, Streptophyta, Magnoliopsida, Solanales, Solanaceae. The transcript is spliced from 5 exons. Gene Ontology annotation, cellular component: Cul4A-RING E3 ubiquitin ligase complex. The record is from RefSeq and is a predicted model, not a curated record. The coding region runs from base 852 to 1109 and encodes 85 amino acids.
GGUACUAAUACUAUCCAAAUUAACCCACCUCUUUAAAUCUUUUAAAAAAUGACCCACUCCAUCCACCUCUCCCCAUUAAUAUUACUUCUACCAACACGCACAACACUCAUUUACCAAUUUCAGAUACCUUUGACAUGUACACUGACACACAAUCUAAAAAGAUAGAAUUUUAUCUACUUUAGCUGAUCUUGCAAAGUCCAAAAUUGCAAAACAAACAACAAGCUCUGUUGAAUCUCCACAAUCCACAAUCCACAUUCCACUACAACAACAACAACAUACCCAGCGAAAUCCACAAUGUGAGGUCUGGGGAGGGUAUAAUGUACGCAGACCUUACCCUCAUCUCGAAAGAUAGAGAGGUUGUUUCCGGAAGACCCUCGACUCAAGAGAAAACAUGAUGAGAAAAAGUCAGAUAAGCACAAACAGUCCAAAGCAAUGCGAAAAUGAAACUAACGAAAGCGAAAAAGUCAUGAUAAAGCAGUAUGAGCAAUCCACAUUGCACUAUAGGAACUAAACUCCCACGACUAUUUAAUGAAAUAUUAUCAAAGCAAGAAGCUUUAAACAAGUACACAAGAUUGUGGGAGGAAAAAAAAGUAAAACCAAAGAAAAUACAGCUCUGAAAUGGAGAAAACCCGAUCGAGCUGCAAAAAUGGCGAAUUGGCAAAUUUUCUUUUUCUUCUUCUUCUUCUUCUCUGAUUUUUUCUUAUCGUUUUUCUUGAAGUGAUUCGAGAUCUAACUCCGGUUGCUCCCCAGAGAGUACAUAUCUGAAGCUUUUUAGCACCGGAGAAUCGAGAUCUAGCUCCGGUAUAUCGCCGCAGAGGAUAGAUCUGAAGUUUCAAUGUAUAUGGGUGUAUAUGAGUGUAUUUGGGUUAAAGCUUUGCAAUAAUUAUGCACCAACUUGUUCAACAACAUAUUGGAUCUUAAGCCUCUUGCAGCUCCCAAUCACUGUUGGAGCUUCUGCGUAUGAAGCAGUUUGCUUGUACAGGGGAUCGAGAGCGACUCUUUCAACUGGGGAAGCAGUAAUAACGUGGAAAGUGCAUCAGUUGAUUCUGUACUGUUGCUGCGGCAUUUUGGCUGGGAUAGUUGGUGGCCUGCUAGGUCUUUGUUGUUAAUGAGCAUCCACUGCCAGUAAAAUCUAAGAGAAUUCUAUAGACAUGGCGAUGAAAUGGAAGAUGAGAAAAGGUAAAGUUGAGGUGAUUCUAGAAUUAUACAGAAAGCUCCAAAUAGGUCUUAGCUUUUAGGGUGGGACAUCAAGGAAAUUUAUUUUAAUUAAAAGAGAAGAGAAUAAAAAGUAAUGAGGAAUUUAUUGGUACGUUAAAUGUAGCACAUAGUCCAAAAACUGAAGCAUGUGUUCGUCGGGGUCCACAGAUGGAGGACGAAAAAGUGCAUGUUAAACUGGCUCUUCUAAAGGUAGAAAUUGAUUAUGAUUAUAGUCCUUUUUCCAGAAUAUUUAAUUAUAACUACAUGAGAGAUAUUUUCAAUUCAAUUUAUGACUUUGAAUUUAAGGUAUAUUGGUGGCAAAAGUUUGGUGCACUGUCCCGAAAAAUCUUUUUUAUCGAAACAUCUGUUCAGGCUGCGGGUUUCCCAAGAUAUACCGGUUCUUCUGGGACUCUUAACCGACAAAAUUGUGUCGGUCUAUUCACAUGCGACUGUUUGAAAACGGUGCCCCAUACCGAUU